Triticum dicoccoides is the source of this 990-nucleotide messenger RNA. Its product is annotated as vacuolar iron transporter homolog 4-like. The transcript is spliced from 3 exons. The record is from RefSeq and is a predicted model, not a curated record. The coding region runs from base 1 to 990 and encodes 329 amino acids. Lineage: Eukaryota; Viridiplantae; Streptophyta; Magnoliopsida; Poales; Poaceae. Gene Ontology annotation, biological process: regulation of DNA-templated transcription; intracellular manganese ion homeostasis. Gene Ontology annotation, molecular function: DNA-binding transcription factor activity; DNA binding; manganese ion transmembrane transporter activity.
AUGCCGCCGCGCCGUCGAGGAGCGUUCGGCUACCGCGGUGUCCGCCUACGCCCCAACGGCGGCUACUACUCGGAGAUACGCUCCGGCGAUCUCCGGCUCGGCCUCGGCACCUACCGGACGGCGCACGAGGCCGCCCACGCGUACGAGGCGGCGGCGUGGCGCCUAGGCCGGCCGCGCGGCCAGAUGAACUUCCAAGAUGUGUACACGCUCCAGCAGGCGCUCGACGUCGCCCCGCCGCCUCAUACUGCUACAGAUGUUACCUUCACAUAUAAUCGCCUCGCUGCUCUACUGCCUCGUCGUCGCACGCCUCUGCUCCCACAUAAAAUGGCCACCGACAAUGACACCAAGCUCGCUGUAGCAGAGCUCGGCCCAACCCCCGCGCCGGAGGCCAUGAAACUCUGCACCGUCUGCGUAGCCACGGCCACCCACGACGCCAUGUCGCUGCCGUCACAGCAGGGGCAGUGGCUGCGCGCCGCCGUCCUCGGCGCAAGCGAUGGCCUCGUCUCCACCUCAGCGCUCAUGCUCGGCAUCGGCGCGGCGCGACCCGCCGACCCACGGGCGGCGCUCCUGUCGGGCGUGGCGGGCCUCGUCGCCGGCGCCUGCAGCAUGGCCAUCGGCGAGUACGUGUCGGUCCACGCGCAGCUGGACGUGGAGCUGGCCGGGCUCCAGCGGCUCGAGGAGGCGCGCGGGUACCCGGCGGACCGGGCCGGGCUGCCGAACCCGUGCCACGCGUCGGCGGCCUCGGCGCUGUCCUUCGCGGCCGGCGCGGCCAUCCCGCUGCUCGCGGCGUGGUUCGUGACAAGCUACGGGGUGCGGGUCGCCGUGGUCGUCGCGACGGCGACUCUGGCCUUGGCGGCGUUCGGCGCCCUCGGGGCGGUGCAGGGCCGCGCUCCAGGGGGGCGGGCCGGGCUGAGGGCCGCGCUGGGAGGAUUGGUGGCGAUGGCGGUCACCUAUGGUCUCAUGAAACUGUUCCGGACUCAUUCAGAUUGA